Molecule: messenger RNA, 2120 nt
Organism: Papaver somniferum (opium poppy)
Lineage: Eukaryota; Viridiplantae; Streptophyta; Magnoliopsida; Ranunculales; Papaveraceae
Product: receptor-like cytoplasmic kinase 176
Exons: 6
Coding region: 587-1852 (421 amino acids)
Biological process (GO): protein phosphorylation
Molecular function (GO): ATP binding; protein kinase activity
Source: RefSeq, a predicted model, not a curated record
ACAAGGCCAACCCGCCAUUCCCCAAUGAACCUCAAAAUCUAAAAAAAAACUUUUCACUUUCUAUUUCUUCUUUAACAGUUGAUCAUCAUCAUCAGCUAGUUGUUGCUGCAAAUUAAGAAAAAAAAGAAGAGGAGGAAGAAAAAGCCAUGGCUAUGAAGUCAACUUUACUCUUGUAUAAGUCUAAAAGCUUCUCAGAAAACCCAACCAAACCUUGUUAAAAGGAAAACUACUUUUUCUCCCUCUUCGCUCUCUUAAUAGCUCAACCAAGAAACUCCAAAAGUCUGUAAUCUUGGUAUUUAGUUCAAGUUUGGUUUUUUUGUACACAAACAAUAGAAAAGGGAGGAUUAUUAUUUGGUCUUUUGUGGGUGUCACCUAACUUUUAUUUUUUUUCACUUGGUGAGAAAAAAGGGUUUCUUCUUUUUCACACUGUUUCUGCUUGGUUUCAUCACGGAUCCAUUUUCUCUCUUUCUCCCUCUCUCUCUAAACGAGAAAAGAAACGUUGGAUUUAUAUAUUUUGGUGGAUCUAAAAUUAGUAAAGCUGGGGAAGGAAGGUAGAGGAGAGUCUGUUCUCAGGGUCUUUGUAUCCAUGGGAAAUUGUUGGACUGCCAGAAUCAAAGCUGAGAGUCCUUAUCACACAGGUGGGAAUUUGCAAUAUGUUAGCAAUGACGGAAAUGCUCUAAGUGGCAGUUCAAGUGGGAAGGUGUCGUCAAAUUCGGUUCCUCCGACACCUCGAAGUGAAGGGGAAAUAUUGCAGUCCACCAACUUAAAAAGCUUUAGUCUUAGUGAACUUAAAACUGCAACCAGGAAUUUUCGCCCUGAUAGUGUAUUAGGAGAAGGUGGUUUUGGUUCAGUUUUUAAGGGCUGGAUUGAUGAAAAUGGCGCUACAGCUACAAAGCCUGGAACAGGCACAGUUAUUGCUGUAAAGAGGCUUAACCAAGAAGGAUUCCAAGGUCACAGGGAAUGGUUGGCAGAAGUUAAUUAUUUGGGGCAACUACAUCACCCGAACCUGGUGAAGUUGAUUGGCUACUGCUUAGAGGAUGAACACCGGUUACUAGUUUAUGAGUUCAUGCCUCGUGGAAGCUUGGAAAAUCAUCUCUUUAGAAGGGGUUCAUACUUUCAACCACUUUCUUGGAACCUUCGCAUGAGGGUUUCUUUGGGGGCAGCUAAGGGGCUUGCUUUCCUACAUAGUGCUGAAACAAAAGUUAUUUACAGAGACUUCAAGACUUCUAACAUACUUUUAGAUUCAAAUUACAAUGCAAAGCUUUCAGAUUUUGGAUUGGCCAAGGAUGGUCCAGAAGGUGAUAAAAGUCACGUGUCCACUAGGGUUAUGGGCACAUAUGGAUAUGCCGCUCCUGAGUAUCUGGCCACAGGCCAUUUAACCGCAAGGAGUGACGUCUACAGUUUCGGAGUUGUGCUGCUAGAAAUGUUAUCAGGUCGAAGAGCAGUGGAUAAGAACCGACCAUCUGGAGAACACAACUUAGUCGAGUGGGCCAAGCCGUGUCUGAAUAGUAAGCGUAAAAUAUUUCGAGUUUUAGACACGCGUCUCGAAGGUCAAUAUUCAUUAGGUGGAGCACAAAAGGCAGCUAAUUUAGCUCUGCAAUGCUUAUCCUCCGAACCCAAAUUUAGACCGAACAUGGAUGAAGUUGUGAAGGCGUUGGAACAACUUCAGGAAACAAAAGACGCAAAAUCAAAUAAUGAAAAAGAAAUCUUGGGUGAUAAAAAACUUUCCAGCAGUACUGGCGGUCCGAAGCACCGAAGAAGAAGUGCAGGUGAAGCUUGUGAUGGAAAUGGAGCUUCAGCUUCAGCUUCAGUUUCUUAUCCUAGACCAUCUGCAUCCCAACUUUAUACGUAAAAACCAUAUAAAUUUGUUAAUUAGAUGCAACUGUCUAAUGUCUUUUUGCUUAGGAAAAGAAAAAUAACUUAUAGGUGUGGAGAAGAAGAAUUGAAGAAGGCGUGUGGAGGGGCUUUGACACUUACUGUACUGUAAUAUUUGUUCGAUUGUUGUACAGUGGUUAUCAUUUUGAUGGAAGUGUAUUGGAGUUGAUCUCUAAUGUUGUUGUUUCUGCCUUGUAAAAUCUGGAGAAUAUAAACAUUUGAUGCUAAAUUUUGGUCUCCAGGAA